Messenger RNA from Cryptococcus amylolentus CBS 6039, 597 nucleotides. RefSeq lists its product as hypothetical. The record is from RefSeq and is a predicted model, not a curated record. Gene Ontology annotation, biological process: mRNA splicing, via spliceosome; mRNA 5'-splice site recognition; spliceosomal snRNP assembly. Bases 1 to 597 code for a protein of 198 amino acids. Gene Ontology annotation, molecular function: pre-mRNA 5'-splice site binding; zinc ion binding. Lineage: Eukaryota; Fungi; Basidiomycota; Tremellomycetes; Tremellales; Cryptococcaceae. The transcript has 2 exons. Gene Ontology annotation, cellular component: U1 snRNP; nucleus.
AUGGGCAAAUACUACUGCGACUACUGCGACAUCUACCUCACCCACGACUCCAUGAAUGCCCGCAAAGCACACAACACCGGCAGAAACCAUAUCGCCAACGUCCGCGACUAUUUCGCUGGGCUGGGGCAUAAUCAGGCGCAGAGUUUGAUUGACCAGAUUAUUCAGCAACAUGAGAGUGGGGUUGGGCGGGGGAUGGGCGCGAUGGGAGGGCUGGGAGGAACGGGGAUGAGGUUGGGAGCCGGGUUUAUGAAUCCUGUUGGGGUCCCUGGUGGCUUCCCCCCUCCCCAAACCUUCCCCUCCUUCCCUCCUCCCGGCCAAACCGGCACCCCACCCUUCCGCCCCCCAUUCCCUCCAACCGGUACACCCACCUCCCUCCCCCCCUUCCCUCCACCCGGCGCGGGUAUGACACCACCGCAGUAUGGGACGCCGAAUGCAAGUGCUGGUGCCUAUGGUGCGCCGCCGGCGUUUGUGGCUCAGCAGGGACAGCAGCAGGGGCAGGGGCAAGGAGCGCAGGGAGGGUUCACGCCGGCGGAGGGAGUGCCGCAGGGAAGUGGCACGGGGAUACAUCCUGACAGGAUGCGGAUGCUUGGAGCGUAG